GUAAAGAUCUCAGACCCACGUUAUUCUUUCUCUUUCUCUCUCUCCUUCAUCCCCAAUCUCUCUGGUUCGUUGACCGAGAGACGCCGCUUCGACCAAGCGGAAAUCGCCGAUUCCAGGUCCAAGAUCCGUCUAAUUCGAAGCCCCGAUUUCACUAAUCCAAGAUCUAGUGGAACCACCGAAACGGGGACGUUUUUGGACUCUGAUUCGCAGUAAAUCAGUUGAGUUCAGGUUCUCGUGGAGGGUUCUUGAUGCUUUCUAGAUUGUUCUCGUUUCUGGCUUGUUAUUUUGGUAACGGAAAACGCUGUCGUCUUUAGAAAACUUAAUUUAUAGUUGCAAAAAACAGUUAGGGAUUGUGUUUCCAGAUCUGGGUUUGUUCUUCUUUUUCGUUCUGCUGCCUGAAUAUAAGUAUUGGAAAUGUCGAUUUUACCGAAAGGCGAUUCGAUUCAAAUCCGCGAGGUUUGGAGUGAUAAUUUGGAAGAAGAAUUUGCUUUGAUCCGUGGAAUUGUUGACGCUUAUAACUAUAUUGCUAUGGACACCGAGUUCCCCGGCGUGGUUCUUCGCCCCGUCGGGACUUUCAAGAAUAUUAAUGACUAUAACUAUCAAACCCUGAAAGACAAUGUUGAUAUGUUGAAAUUGAUCCAAUUGGGUCUCACAUUCUCUGAUGGGCAUGGGAAUCUGCCCACUUGCGGGACCGAUAAGUUCUGCGUCUGGCAAUUCAAUUUCCGCGAGUUUAAUGUAAGUGAAGAUAUUUUCGCAAGUGAUUCGAUUGAGUUGUUGCGCCAGUGUGGGAUUGAUUUCAAGAAGAAUAACGAGGAGGGCAUUGAUGUGAAUCGCUUCGGGGAGCUCUUGAUGUCGUCGGGGAUUGUGUUGAAUGAUGGCGUGCAAUGGGUUACAUUCCACAGUGGGUAUGAUUUCGGGUACUUGCUUAAGCUGUUGACAUGGCGGAGUUUGCCCGAUACACAGGCGGGGUUCUUUGAUUUGAUCAAUAUGUAUUUCCCGACUGUGUAUGAUAUCAAGCAUUUGAUGAAGUUUUGCAAUAGCCUUCAUGGAGGGUUGAACAAGCUCGCAGAGUUGUUGGAAGUGGAGAGAGUUGGUGUGUGUCAUCAAGCAGGUUCUGAUAGUUUGCUGACGGCUUGUACGUUUAGGAAGUUGAGGGAUACCUUCUUCAACGGCUCUACGGAGAAGUAUGCAGGUGUUCUUUAUGGUCUCGGUGUCGAGAAUGGACAGAGUACUAAUUGAAAGAAAAUAAUUGGGAAAAAGGUUGAUGAAUAUUUGUAGACUACUAAGUGUGAGACUUUCAGUUCUCUUUGUACACUGGCAAAAAGUUGUUGGUUUAGUGGUAACUUAUCUUCUUUGCUUGCUUUGUAACUGAAACCUUGACUGGUUUUGUAGCUCGAGUUGCGUGUACAUUGUUGCAUUUAGUCUUUGAAUAAAGAUUUACGAUGUUUCUUUGCU
Molecule: messenger RNA, 1455 nt
Organism: Alnus glutinosa
Lineage: Eukaryota; Viridiplantae; Streptophyta; Magnoliopsida; Fagales; Betulaceae
Product: probable CCR4-associated factor 1 homolog 6
Exons: 2
Coding region: 415-1239 (274 amino acids)
Cellular component (GO): CCR4-NOT complex; CCR4-NOT core complex; P-body
Molecular function (GO): nucleic acid binding; poly(A)-specific ribonuclease activity
Source: RefSeq, a predicted model, not a curated record